ACAAUGGUGCAACUAAAGCAAGUAUCUAUGAGAUUGAAAUCGAUCCACAAUAUACAGAAGAUCACAAAAACAAUGAAGAUGGUAUCAGCCAGCAAAUUUACAAAAGCGGAACGUGAGUUGAAAUCAGCGCGUGCAUUCGGCUAUGGGCCACGCAAGUUCUAUGUGUCAAGUCAACUGCAGAAGGAAGCGCUCGGUAAAGAGAAAGAGAAAGAAGGAGAACGUGAACUGGCUCAACCACCAGAAGUAAAGAAAGAAGAUGUCAAGAAGCCUCGCAUUAUUUACGUAGCAGUAACUUCUGAUAGAGGUCUGUGCGGUGGUGUCCACUCCGGUAUAGCUCGCAUGAUACGUCGCACGCUGGCAGAACGCAGUGCGGAUGCCCCGCAUCAUAAGAUCGUCUGCAUCGGUGACAAGUCUCGAUCGCUGCUCAGGCUCGCGUACGGCGAACAUAUCCUUGUAUCAGUUAAACAGAUUGGGCGCACAAGUCCUAUCUUUAAAGAUGCAUCAACAGUAGCGACAGCGAUCACACAGUCAGGUUAUGCAUACGACACAGCUGAAAUAUACUACAACCAAUACUUCACACCCGUUAAAUAUGUGACAACAAUCGUACCGGCAUUUAGCAGAAAGAAUAUUGAGUUGGCACCAAAAAUGACUGCAUUCGAUGAUAUUGAAGAGGAUCAACUCGAGAGUUAUGCAGAGUGGACGCUCGCUGCUUUACUGUACUACGCGUUGAAACAAAGCGCUGCUUCGGAGCAAUCAUCUCGCAUGUCCGCUAUGGAUAAUGCUACGAAGAACGCAAACGAAAUGAUUAGGAAGCUAUCACUACUUUACAAUAGGACGCGACAAGCUGUCAUCACGAGAGAACUUAUUGAAAUUAUAUCAGGCGCUGCGGCACUAAAAUAA
Papilio machaon (common yellow swallowtail) is the source of this 900-nucleotide messenger RNA. RefSeq names its product ATP synthase subunit gamma, mitochondrial. The transcript is spliced from 5 exons. Gene Ontology annotation, molecular function: proton-transporting ATP synthase activity, rotational mechanism. Gene Ontology annotation, biological process: proton motive force-driven ATP synthesis. The record is from RefSeq and is a predicted model, not a curated record. Lineage: Eukaryota; Metazoa; Arthropoda; Insecta; Lepidoptera; Papilionidae. Bases 4 to 900 code for a protein of 298 amino acids.